AGAGGAUUGGAAAGUGGCAGGGUCGAGUUCUGCAGAGCCAUCCGGAGUGAAGUGAAUCAAAUCCCCCCGUGAUCUCGUCAUGCCUACUUAUAACUUUUUGCUUUACAUAAUGGUACUGGUUUCGCUCGGGCGCUCGGGGAGUGAUGAGCCGAGCCACCAACAGCUGCAGCAACCUCAGUCCAGAACUGAGAGCUUCACGGAAGCCGCAGGGUUAGUUGUAGUGGAAGCCGAGGAGUCCGGGGUUCCGCAGUGUAAGGCUUGUAUGUGGAGAGAGCACAGUAAAGUGUUAAGGCUGGAGACCAUCAAGUCACAGAUCUUAAGCAAGCUGCGACUGAAGCAGGCUCCCAACAUCAGCCGGGAGGUGGCAAACCAACUCCUUCCAAAAGCUCCACCGCUUCAGCAGCUUCUGGAUCACCAUGAGUUCCAAGGGGACGGUUCAUUACAAGAAGACUUCUCCGAGGAGGACGAGUAUCACGCCACCACUGAGACUGUCAUCACCAUGGCCUCGGAACCGGAUGCUACUGUACAGGUGGAUGGUAAGCCAAGCUGCUGCUUCUUCAAGUUUAGUCCAAAGAUCAUGUUCACUAAGGUUCUGAAGGCACAACUCUGGGUUUAUCUGCGACCAUUGCAGCAGACGUCUACAGUGUACCUGCAGAUUCUGCGUCUGAAACCUGUGACAGAGGAAGGAAGCCGACAUAUUCGUAUUCGUUCCCUGAAGAUAGACCUAAAUUCACGCUCUGGGCACUGGCAGAGUAUUGACUUUAAGCAUGUGCUACAGAAUUGGUUUAAGCAGCCUCACACAAACUGGGGCAUUGAUAUCAAUGCUUUUGAUGACAGUGGAAAUGAUCUAGCAGUCACAUCUCUUGGACCAGGUGAAGAAGGACUGCAGCCCUUCCUUGAAGUGAAGGUGAUGGAGACUACAAAACGAACUCGGAGAAACCUCGGCCUGGACUGUGACGAGCACUCCACUGAAUCACGAUGUUGCCGGUACCCACUCACAGUUGACUUUGAAGCAUUCGGUUGGGACUGGAUCAUUGCACCCAAGAGGUACAAAGCUAACUACUGCUCAGGCCAGUGUGAGUACAUGUUCAUGCAGAAGUAUCCGCACACACACUUGGUGCAGCAUGCCAAUCCACGAGGCUCCGCAGGGCCUUGCUGCACGCCAACCAAGAUGUCUCCCAUUAACAUGCUUUACUUCAAUGACAAACAGCAGAUUAUUCAUGGCAAGAUUCCUGGCAUGGUGGUAGAUCGCUGUGGAUGUUCUUAAAAUACAGUUGACCCUAGAAGGAAAAAAUGUUUUUUGAAGGAGAAAGAGAGUCAUGAACUGUGGCAUUUUUCAAUGUUAAAAUAUAUAUUAAAAGAGGACAACAUGCACUGUGCAAUAAGCAGAAACAAAUGGAUGAAAGAGGCUAGGAGCAGAUAAAGGAAAGAGACUAUUAUACGUUUACAAAAACAAAAGAAAGCUUUCUAUCAAAAUGACCUUAAAUUAAGAUUUCAUUGCAUUGUAGAUACGCAUAAUAUUUUGUAUUCAUUCUAGUGGCCCUUGUAGGAGAUUUAUUUAUUCUUUUUAACUUACAGCAUUGGAAGUACACUACUCUGGCGGGUGAUCUGCUCUGUAUUAAGUGAACACAAAGUGACACCAUAACAUUUCUCACUGGAAUUUUUUUGGAAGGUUUCAUGAAUGUAUAGGCUGGUACAGGUUUAUGAUGGAGAUCAUUUUUAAAGGAAACUCAUUGCUUGUUACCGCACAGCCUGGAAAAUGAGUUAAAGACUCAAUUAUGAGAAAAAAAGUGCUCUUCAAGAAGAAAACUGAAAUAAGUAAAGACAAAAAGGCCUGAGGUGACCAGCUCCUCACUAGUUAUUAUACAAAGGCAAAAAGAAAAUCUGCAAAUGUCACCUGUAGUAUAUUGUAAACCGAGGAAUCCACAGAUGUUUCUAGUCAUUGCAAACUUCAAUAUCUUGUUUUUUUUUCCAGAUAUCUCCUGAGUUUUCUUAUUUAUUUAUAAAUCUUAUCCUAACCUCUGGUAUAUUAUCAAAACAGGCUUCAAGUCAGUGAUGGUUAAACUGUUAAAUAAUAAAGGUAAACUCAUAGCACACUGGGGACAAGAAAUGGCUGGAAAGGUUAAUUUUAAACAGUUAACAGAAAGAGCAUUGCAUUUCACCAAAUUUCAGUCCAGUGUGUGUUUUCUAGCCCUUGGGGGCGGGAAAGUUCUACAGCCAUAUGUCAGCUGCAGCCUUGUGAAUUUUAAAGAAGGUUCCAUAUUGAAGCAAAAAACAAAGGCCAUAAUCAAAUUGAAUCCAUGUGGAAUUUUAUUCAUGGAUGGCAAAAAAACACAGCCAUAGAGCCCCCAUAUUGCAGAUCUGUAUAGAGUAAGAGACGCUGCAUCACAUUGUGUGCUCAGAUUGGGCUUUAAAAUUGAUGAUGGCAGGGAAAAAAAAGAAACCUUAGACUCUUGUUGCAUAUUUGGGUUGAAAUCUCAUGUGGUACUUUAAGAGCACCAUCUUCACUGUAAACUCCCGAUUAAUGUGACUCACUCAACCUCACACUCCUAAUGCUUUACAGUCCCAACACUUCAGCUGCUAGGAGGCCACACAUUUUACUUUUAAAUGUUUUGUAUAUAUCUAUAAAGAGUUAUGUCUGUAUCCUGUUUACAGGACCUUGUAAACACCCCCACAAUAUUUAUGCUCCUAAAAAGAUUUAAAGAAGUAAAGUUACAGAGUACAAAGAGUACAUUACACUGAUCUGUCCCAUACAAUAUAUUAUAUAGGAUUAGAGCAACAUUCAUCCCAGCUGCUCUUGCUAUAGGGUCAAACUUAUAUUACCCAGCCAUAUCCAACUGCCCAACAAAAUGAUAGAAUCAGUUCAGCAUUUCCUUCAUUUGUCAGGCUACUAUCAUUCUUCUUCGGCAUUGGGUGGCAGUUAUACUUCACUUCUCCUGUAACAGGCUUCUCCUUAACUCUGCUACAAUGUACUUGAAAGAAUAUUUCUGUAAAUGUUCAUAUAAUUAAAAAUAGAGGAGCAAGUCAUGAUAGCCUUAGUCACAGUAAAUCUACAUAAGUUUAGAUUGAAAAAAAUGGCCUUACUUUAGCUUGUAUCAUUUUAAAUAAAGCCCAUCUGAAUCUAGUCACAAUAGCAAAUGAUGUAUGCAGUGUAUGACGGUAUUAAGCCUACUAUCAUAUACUGUACCUAAACAAAUUUUAAAAUGGAUCACUCUACACAAAAUCUAAAAUUUCACAGCAGUAGGAAUCUGUUUUCUACAUUACAAUUAUUAUUAUUUUAUGAUUAUUAUUAUUUUACUCAUGAACUUGAACCUAUAAGGGUUUAUGAUGAAAGUCACUGGUCGUUUAGAAACAUAAACACAACCCACAAUAACAAUGUAGAUAGUGUUACUUUUAUUAAUUUUCUGUACUAUCCAUUUGCCUUCAUUUUGAACUUGAACACUUCCGAUACAAAGCAUGGUUUCUGGUGCUCAGCAGAUUCUUUUCUGAUGUAUUUCUUGGAAGUGAAGUUACAUCACAUUAAGAGAAGGUUGAAGAGUGAUGUGCUGUGCUGAUGAUGCAGACAAAUCCAAUCAUAACAUCUGUCUUGACACAGUAAUUCAAUAAAUAUUUGUUCUUCAACCACCAUAUACAGCUAAAUCAUGUUCACAGACUGCCUAGCCAUCACAGUUUUGUUUCUUAAAACAGAAAAAAUGAAGCUGAAAGUACAAAAAUAUUACAGUGAGUUGGACUACAUGAAUAUAUGUAGUACAUUUUAUUUACUGUGAUAGCAAUACAGAAUGAAUUAGAAUGAAACCAGUGAGGUUAUUUGCCUCCACCACCUUGCUGUUAUACUCAGAAGCUAAACAUUCUUAAUUAAAGAACUGUAAGUGCAUUACAGAAAACUGAUUCUGCAAGUAAUAUGAUGUUUAUGUGUUAGUCAGACAGCAGUUUGUUGAUCAGUCUUUCUUCCAUACAAGAACUUCAUAUUAUGUUAUAGUAUACCAUUUGUCUCCUUUAUAUCAUUAACACAUUGUUAUCUUUACCUUAGGACAUAUUCAUUAUUGUGUAAACUACUCUAAUUUUGUAAAAAUGCUAACGUUACUUCUCUGUUCUGAUUUGUGUGUCCCAUUUUUUUCACCUUUAUCUACCCACUUUCAAACACCUAUAAUUACAUACAAUCCAAAGAGAGUCCAUCUUAAUAUGCAGAAAACAGAUUUUAAUCGGUCACUAUAUUUUUAGAUUAUUAUAAAGCACAUACAAAUGAAAUGCAUAACUCAAGAUAUUUUCAAAGUUUCAGUUAUUUUAACAUAGCAAGAAAAAAAAUCAUUAAUCUAGUGAGUUUUAUUUUCUGAACCUGCUUUUGUGGGAAAAUAUUCAACAUCAUAAUACAGGGUUGAGCUCUGGACAUAAUGCCAGUCUAUCAUAGGGUACACCCACAAACACACCAGGCCCACUUUAAGUCAUUAGUCCACCUAAUGCAUUAUUUUUGGACAAUGAGAGAGUGAUAGAGUCCAAAAAGAAAGCAAAAAAAUAAGAGAAUGAUUUAAACUCUAUACAGGCAGCACCCCAAGUAGAUAUCAAAUUGAAAUCCAUGUGAUGUGAUACACCAACUAGGCACAAAACGAUAAUAAAUAACAAAAUAACCUGGUUUUUACCCUUUGUACUUUGAUUCCAUUAGAAUCGCAGAUUCAGAACAUGUUGUGAAUUGGACAACAUAUGCAUUAUAUAGUUAACAACAAUCACUGCACUUCUAGAGGGAUAUUCAUAAACACACGCACACAAACACACACCAGCAUUUUCUCUUCUCCGCACAAUGGAAGUUGUGACAGUGUUCAAGCUGAAAACAUUAAUUUCAAAUAAGUUAUAAACUUUGACAAUCGCUGGUAGACCAUUCACUUUAUCAAGCUUUUUAAUUUGUUGCAAUAUCUUAUACAGAUACUUGAUUAAAAGUUGUGUUGUUUUUCUACUUCAUUUUAGUUGCUGAAUGUCUUGGCUUUGCAGUAGGUUGCUUUGGGUAGAUUUUGACAUUCUGUUCACAUCAUCCAAUCUACAGAUCACUGACUAGCAUUAUAAAUGCCUCAAGGUUCAAGUACAUUUGUUUGGGACUGAUAACAGUUGAUUCCUCUCACCUCCAGAUGUUCCUCAAAUUAAGUUUUGAAUUUUGUGUAACCUGUCUCAAAAAAAGGGCUGAAUGAAUAUUACACAAUGUUUCUGUCUUUCAACUAAUAUGGGAUAAUCAGCACAGCCACUAAAAAGGCCACCUACCAAAUGAUGAAGAGCAGGGCAAUAACUGCUGGUGAAACACAUUUUUAUCACUCACCUUGCUAAUUAAUAUAUUUUUAUAAAUGGAGCAAAAAUAAUUCAGAAAGGCAGCUGCAUCCUUGUCACCUUAAUCUUUUCAUCCAAAUGUUCUGCUGUCCAAUGUUCAGUUUUGCUUCUUAAUGCACAUUGGUACAAUAGAUAUACUAAAGUACCCUUCCAGGCAAUGGCUUGAGGCUUCACCUUCCAAGUCUCAAAGUUAUUCCUACCCACAGUUUCAUAGCACCCUUUACCUACCUCCUCUCUUUCUGGUCUCAGGGAAAGAAACUAUACCCCACUCCACAAAGCUCAUUCUUCACUUCCAUAGUCAGUGCAUUUUAAAUAACAGCUGACUAUUUAAUUUCAUUUUCCAGUACUGUUCUGACCAAUAUUGCAUUGUCGUUACCCUUGAAUCCAUUUUUUGAUAAUUUUCUGAAGUUGUUGAAAGCAACUUGGUGAGGACAGUCCCUUUGGCCAUAUUUUAUUAUAGUGGACAUCUCAAGAAACUUAAAUGUAGUACCGAUUUCAUGGAGUGGUCUGCUGUGGGACUGUGAGUAACAGGUAAAGGCCUGCUUUUAUAUAAGCUAUAAGAUGAUCUAGGAUGGAAAGACUUGAUUCUUAUAGGUACUAACUUUCCUUAGAGAAUCAGAAUACUAGCUAAUUGUUGGAAACUUGGAGGCAAUGCUUUCAUUUCAGUUGCAAAGUUAAACGGUAUUCACAGACUUGAGUCAUUUGAAGUACAGUGUAACCUCACACCUGUCAUGGCUUGUUCCUCAUCUAUGAUCAUAUCCCAGCCUUGGAGCUCACAGCCCUGCAGUAGACUGGAAACAUAAGCAAGAUAAAAGACAACAUUGGUGGCCUGGGCAGCUAGCACCGGUGUAAUCUAAGGGUUACUGCACCAUCACAUGCUCACAUUUGAAAUACUCUUGCAGUAUACAUCAGGGUCAGAAGAAUAACCCAAUUAAAAGUGCAAACUGUUAUGAAACUUGAUGUGAAAUAAAUGUGAGACAAGUUGGAGUACACAGACACCUGCUUUAAGGUGAAAUUGACUCAGAACUCUAGCAGUUUGUCCUAGUGAACAAUACAGCUGUCUUACUGGCCAGCAACAGCUUUUAUCAUCUUACGGAAAUCGAAUGCUUGAAUUGAAAUAUUUCUAUGUCAUACUUUUAUUUUAUUGUAAGUUAAGACAAGAAUAUAUGUUCUAGUUGUCUGAAGCGUCUCUGGGACACUUGGGGAGGCGCUCUUUGUUUGAAACAGAAGCACUAUGCUGUUGGACAAAGGAAGAGUCUGAGGAAAAAGGGAAUGAAGAAAAGAAAGGAACUUUCUUUAAAAACAGUUUCCUUCCUGUAGAUGCUCUACCUUUCCAACGAUAAACUUUGCACUAUGGAAAGUCAGUUACGAGAGAGAACUGUGUUCUUUUUGUUGUGUUUUACCUUGAGCAUGAGAGUUUGACAAUGGACAUAGCUUUGAGCUUUGCGUGUAAGCUUCUGAUAUCGCAGUGUGAAUAAACUAGCAAGUACUUUUCUUUAUCUAUAUACUGUUUCCCUUAUUUUUUUAAUAGAAAAUUGAAAUCUUUCAUUUAUUAUUUUAUAACUUUUUUAUUUUAUCCUGCUCCCUUUCUCCUAGUCUUAAUGUGUACCAAACCCAUAUUGCUGUGGUUAAAUGUGAUCUGCCUGCCCCACAUCCAAGAGUAACAUAACAUAUGGUAUGAAUUUGCUGAGUUUCCAUGCGUGUAUGUAUGCAAUUAUGCCUGACACCUAUGUUGCCCACAUGUUUUUAACACCUUCCUUUUCCCUUACUUAAAUUAGUGCCAAAGUGAUUGGUCAGCCUUUUCAGCAACAGUCCACAUGUCCACCAACUGUUUCUCCUGAAAGGAGUGCUUUUUUGCCCACUGUGCCUUGGAUAGAGAUGACCAAGUAGAUGGUAAGAACUCAGGGUACUGGGCAGCUUUUCUCAGGAGCCUCAGGUUACUGUAAGAUCUUGCAGCUUCCUCGUUCUCUUACUCCCUCUGUGAUCAUUCACAUUUGAUGUAUGCACCAGGCACCUAAUGGUUGCCAAUGUUUCUUCCAUUAACACUGUCCAGUUAGGCUGUGUUUAUGCUGAAUACAUAGCAGGACUACAAUUUAAAAAUAAAAAAAGGUUCCUAUCUACCUGCAAUACAGAAUCAUCAGCUGCCUAAGUUAUAACUGAUUACAAAACAGUUGAUAUUCUAAGUGUGAAAGAUAAAGUUGUUUCAGUGUUGCUCUGAAACACAAAAUGUAAAGUAAGGGAAAGGCAACUAAAUAUGCAGGGAGCAAGAAUUCUUGCAUGGGGAAAUUCAGUGCACCCAACUAAAUAAAAAGCGGCACACUGGAAGCUAAGAGGUCCACAGGCUUCCCUUUGCAGUUUACUGGUAACUGUGUGUGUACCUAGUUGCGCCAUAUGUGUUUAAAGUGCUCUUCUCUAAUGAGACCCCUCAGAGGCAGCAGAUCGAAAAUGCAUUUACAAACUGACUUACAAAUAAGGCCUAAAUGUAGUUUAUAUAGUGUGUGUCGAGCAUUUCUGCAUUGUGUGGACUGUUUUGUUUUUUUAUCAAUGCACUACAGAAGUUAUGGAUAACAUCACUAUGAACACUUGGCUUUAUUAUGUAAACAGACAAGCAACACUUUUCCCUCCACAGAUGUUCCCCUUGAAUAAACAGGCACUCAGCUCUUGGCGGUAUGUUGACUUUUUUUUUAGUGUUGUAUCCACUAAAUCUAUCCCAUUUGUUGUACCAUGGUGUGUAUGUUAUAAUUACCGUAUGUUUUCCUAUACUUCAUCCAGAUUGUUUUUUGUAAAAUAAAUCAUUUUUUUAGCCUAAAUA
Messenger RNA from Polypterus senegalus (gray bichir), 8122 nucleotides. Its product is annotated as growth/differentiation factor 11-like. The transcript is spliced from 3 exons. The record is from RefSeq and is a predicted model, not a curated record. Gene Ontology annotation, molecular function: growth factor activity; cytokine activity. Gene Ontology annotation, biological process: SMAD protein signal transduction. Lineage: Eukaryota; Metazoa; Chordata; Cladistia; Polypteriformes; Polypteridae. Gene Ontology annotation, cellular component: extracellular region. Bases 80 to 1267 code for a protein of 395 amino acids.